AAGUCCCGAGGGAACGAUUCGUUUUCCGAAACUUAACGAAUGUGCCCAUUUUCACUACGAACACGUAGAACUUGGUCCAAUAACGGCCGAACUCUGUGAUAAAAGGCCCGACAGUAGUAAGGUGGCGCUAGCAUCGGCCAACUCUCCAGAUAAAGAAAACGAAGCAACGCAGUGGUGGUUCUAUGUGAAAGUAUCAAGCAACAGUCGGUCAUGGGUCAUAAGACGGAACUAUGAGAACUUCCGAAUGUUAGACAAACAACUUCAUCGAUGUGUAUACGACCGGAAAUUUAGUGUACUUCAAGAACUUCCAGCUGGGGAAAAUUUACCUGACGAAGCAACAACAAAACAGGUGAUGAUACUCUUUUAUUGUUAUUAUUAA
This is a messenger RNA of Limulus polyphemus (Atlantic horseshoe crab), 379 nucleotides long. RefSeq names its product rho GTPase-activating protein 32-like. Gene Ontology annotation, molecular function: phosphatidylinositol binding; GTPase activator activity. The record is from RefSeq and is a predicted model, not a curated record. Gene Ontology annotation, biological process: small GTPase-mediated signal transduction. The annotation marks the transcript as partial. Lineage: Eukaryota; Metazoa; Arthropoda; Merostomata; Xiphosura; Limulidae. The transcript is spliced from 2 exons.